AUGUACCCUUCACAGCAAUAUCCGGACGGAGUACCUGCAAACGCCUACGACCACCGACCCUCGGUACCUGGAGCGCCAUACCAGUAUCAAGCUGUGUCACCUGCAGAUGACUACCAGUAUCAACCACUACCGACGCAUGUGGCAGCUGGGGUCUUACCAAUGACAACAACGAAUGCCAUGACAAAUUCACAUCUGCCGCCUCCUGGCACGCCCCUGAAUCAACCUGUACGCCAUGUUCAACAGGGCGAUAUUAUAGUGAACGUACCUGCUAUUGAGGAUCAACAACAGAUUGUUCGAGGAACAAGCGUUAGGAUCAACAGUUCAAUAACCAGCCACGACCCUGCAACAGUCGUGACAGGGAUCUUCAAAGCAUAUGACCUGGAGAAGACCCUACCUGAUAACCAGUCGACGAAACAUACGGCGGAAGCACCGGUGCCGAAUAGCAACACUUCGGAGGCUGGGCAGAAACCUGAGGACCUGAGAGGAGCACCUGUGAAAAACUUCAACGGUGUGUGGUGUCUGGAGCCACCGCAGAAGGGAUACAACUUGAGGAGGUUGGAGGAAGCCGACUCAUGCUCCGAGUUUUAUGUCGCGGACGGAAAUGGGUAUACAGCCUGGAGGACCUACCUUCAAGAGUUAGGGAGUCCGGUGAAACAAUCGGGCUUGCAAGAGAAGGAACCUAAACAUGCAAAAGAGAGGAAUACUGGGCUCAGAUCGUCCAAUCAGUACGAUACCGAUAACCCGGCUCUACCACCUGCAAAGGCUCUGCAAAUGGAGAGGCCUGUAACCCUGUCUAUACCUGAAACUACCCAAUCGAGGGAGUAA
Letharia columbiana is the source of this 825-nucleotide messenger RNA. RefSeq lists its product as uncharacterized. The record is from RefSeq and is a predicted model, not a curated record. Lineage: Eukaryota; Fungi; Ascomycota; Lecanoromycetes; Lecanorales; Parmeliaceae. Bases 1 to 825 code for a protein of 274 amino acids. The transcript is spliced from 3 exons.